This is a messenger RNA of Tetrahymena thermophila SB210, 2766 nucleotides long. RefSeq lists its product as hypothetical. The record is from RefSeq and is a predicted model, not a curated record. Lineage: Eukaryota; Ciliophora; Oligohymenophorea; Hymenostomatida; Tetrahymenidae. The transcript has a single exon.
AUAUAAUAUUAAUUAAAAAAUAAUUUAAAAUUGGAUAACUAGUAAAGUAAAAUGGAAGUUGAGGUUUAAGAGGAAGAAGCUAAAUAAAUAGAAUAUGUUAGACCCUUAGGAUAGAUAUGCAGAUUUGAGUGCCCUGCAAAUAAAGAAUAGCAUUCGAAAUUCCUUAAUUCUUAUUAGAUGUACAAAUAUCAUAUUAAAUAUUGCAGAGAACUGAGAUGUCUGUAAGAAGUAUUUGUUUGCAAAUUUUGUGUCAAGCUAUUUUUAGAAAUCAAAAAAAGAGAUGAGCACUAAAUUAACUGUUCAUGUAGAUUAGUUCAAGAAAAUGUUAUUUUUGAAAUACCUGAUCACUUAAAAACUCGUUAUCCUUUGAAUAAGAUAACAUUUGAAAAUUAAGAAGAGUUUUAUCAAAUAAUUGAUAAAUUUCCACUUUAGGAACCUUUGUCAAUAAAUUUAAUAGAUAGCAGUUGUUUAAAAAGUGAUUUUGAUGAGGAAGGAGAGGAGUUGAUUAAAACUGAUAAAAGUUGUUGUGAGAAUUCAAAUAAUGUUUUUUCUGAAGAUUUAAUGUGUAGUGAUGAAGAUGAUUCAUAACUUUCUGAAUUAGAAUAAUUUUCUCCAAAAAAAUAUCUUUAAAAUUAUAUAGGUUCUAACAACUCAUAAUAAAAUCUUUCUCUUAUAAGCUAGUAGAUAGAUAUAUUAUCUGUUUAAGAAUAGCUCAUUUAACCUUCAAACACUAUUAUGGUAGAAGAAGAAGAAUAAGAUUAUGAUGAUAAAAAACCUUCUAGAAAAAAACACUCUUUAAGGAGCUUUAAGAAUAUCAUUAAAAAAAAAAUAGAAUAACCUAAGGCCAUUUAAGAGUCAGCAGUGCUUCAAUAAUAAAUAGUUUCAUAAAAUAAUUAAAAACUUACUCAUUAAGUUGAAUAAUUCUUCAAUAAUAACAUAGAAUUACCUUUUGAAUAAUAAAUUUUAUAAUAAAAAAAAAUUUUAGAAAUUUAAGCUUCUCUUGUUAAUGAAAAAAUUACCGAUUUAUAAAAUUUAAAAUUGAUAAUUGAUUAGAAAAAUGAAAAAGAAUCUUCUAAAUUAGAAUGUGGAUAGGAGGAAGCAUAAAAUUAAAAGUCAAUAAGUAGCAAUCAGAAGUCUUAAAAAAAUUAUAUUGAUAAAGAUGAUGAUGAUAGUUUUUGUUUUUUAGAAGCUUAAGAAUGCAUUUUAAAUGGUAUACAUAACAAUUAGAAAUAGUAUGAUCGCUUUUUUAAGGUUAAAUAACAUAUUUAAAUAAAGGUCAUGGAUGUAACUUCAGAAAAUUAAGUUAUAUUACAAUAAGAAGAAAAUUUUAUUGAUGAUUAUAAUUAUGUUUCUUAUUUAUCAAUGAAAAAUUUUUAAAAAUUUAAUUCUUAUCUUGUUAAGAAUAAAUCGAAAUUACAACCUUAAGAUCAUUUAAUAGCUUCUUACACUGUAAAUCAUUAUGACUCUAAAAAAUAUUUAGAAGAACACCUAAUGAAAACUCCUAAUGAUAAUUAAUUCUGUUUAAUGUAAAUUGAAAUUACUAAACUCCAAGAUUUAUUUAAUACAAAGCAGCCACAUAAUUGCUUAUUCGAAGAUAGUAGUAAUAUCACUGAUAGUAUCUAUAAAUCAUAGUAUUCUAUAUUUAUUCUUGUAUUAGAGAAUUCUAAAAUAUUUGAUAAGGAUUUUGUUCCAUAGCCUCCAUAAAAUGCUUUAGAUUGCACUGAUGUAUAUAUGAAGCCUAUGUAAUAAUAUUCAUUUUAGUAAAAAUAGCUUACUGCUUAAUAAGCAAAAAUUUAAAAUAAAUCUGAAAAUAAAAGCUAAUUAUCAAAUGAUUGCAAUGAAACUAUUAGAUUAAAUCUUUAUGCUUUUGAAGGUUUUUAAGUUUUUAACAAUGACCUUAAUUUGCAUGAAGUUUAUUUAUUUGAUAAAUUAUCUAUAGAACUCCUGGAAGCAACUGCAAUAGAUUUAAAAAUAUUAGAGCAUUUAAAAUCUUAAACUUAAAAGUAGCUUUUCUAAUACUCUAAUGACAUAGAAAUUUAUAGUAAAUAAAAGGAAGAAAAAAUUUAGUAGUUACUUGAGAUUAAAAGUAGAAUAGAAUAAGAUAAGAGGGCUACAUUGACUAAAAAAAAAGCCAGAAUUGGCAAAGAAAAAAAUUUAGAAGAGCUAAUUUAAAAGAAAAUGAGUGAAAAAGAAAAUAAUUUACUAAAGUUUAAUUAAAUGCAAAAGGAAAUAAAAGAAAUGCAUAGUUAAGUUAAUUAGCUUAGAUAAAAUCUUCAAAUAGAGAUAGAUAAAGAGUAUUAGCUGGCAAAAGAAAAAUCUGAUUAAAUUUAUUAUUAACAGAUGGAUAAACACAGAGCUGAAGUAAUUUCACUAGCAAGUGAAAACAUAUUAGAUUUAUAUAGUGUUAUUGAAUUCUAUAAAUAAGAAAAUUAGCUAUUAUUUAAGGAAUAGUAUGAGUUAAUGGAUAUAUAAAGAAAGUAAGGCUAAGCUUUACUAAAAUAUGAUGCAAAAUAUGAAAAUUUAUAAAAUGCAAAAAGAAAUAAAGAAAAACUUAUUUCAUUAUAAAAAAAUAAAUAGUAGACUGCCUACUUAUGUUUGAAAUGUAAAAAAUACCCUUAAAACUGUUUACAAAAACCUUGUGGUCAUGUUGUCUUUUGCUAUUCAUGUCUCAAUGAAGAAAAUGAAGAAAAAGAAAUAAUAUUCUGCAAAAUCUGCAAAAUAGAAAUCAUUAAAUUUUCAGAAAUAAAAUAUAAAAUUAUACAUUGA